GAGUUCGGAGGCCUCUCGGAUUCCGCACCGGGCAUCACAACAACCAAAAGCCGAUAACCACCACGAGAGAGGAGGGUUCGUCUCUGUCCUGUAGCGUUCGUCGCGAGGGCUUGUCCGCUCCUCCUCCUCCUCCCUCUCGCAGCACGGAGGCCUCCGGCCGAGGAGGGCUACGGGACCUGGUUCUCAUGUCCGGCUCCUUUGUCCUCGCCGAUACGUGUGUCUCGGGGAGGUGGCUGCGGUCUCGUAUCCCCGUGUCCUCGAAUCCACUGCCGCGUCUCGCCUGCUGCAGCUGCUUCUCUGAUUCCCGCGGCAAUAUUUGACCUCAGCAACUGUUGCCGCGGUUUGGCCCUUCCCACCGUCCGCAUGCGGCAGCCGUCUCCGCGAGCAGACGGCGCCUGACCGCGGGGGAAAGGUCAACAUGGGCUUCAACACGGUCAACGGAACAGGCAAAUAUGCAUCCAUAGAUUCACCGAGUCCAUGGAAGUGUAAUUAGAAUCUAUCGGCCAAGAACGACUAUUACUGACUCGAGACCAAAACAGAGCUCCAUUGAAUUUGGAUUAUUUUGAUUACUCUAUGGUCGUCGGUCCUUAGAGAGAGAGUCGAUAAUUAUCAAUAUAGCAUAGAAAUUGAAAUACCAUGAAAGUAAUUCAAAUAACUAAAAUAGGAUAGAAAAACCUUAAAUGAAAUUUAUGUGUGUGUGUGUGUGUGUGUGAAUUAUUGCUAUCGUGCAGACCGCAAGGGGAAUACGUUGACCAGUCCAUGGCGUGCGAGUCCUGACCCUGAAGGUUGAAGCCCAAAGUCAUAGUGUCGACAGCGAGUCCAACUUGUUCAUCCCCUCGAGUUCGACUGCCUUGUUCUUGAUCUAAGUGCCUUCUUUCCCCAGCUGAAGAAGAAGAGCAGGAGGAGUAGAUGGAAGGAAGGGAUUCCAGUCAUGUCACCCUGGCCUCGCAACCGAACGCUUGCGUCGUCCUCGACGUCGGCGGCAAGCUCUUCGAGACCACCGUGGCCACUCUCCAAUCCGGCGGGCCCGACUCCCUUCUCGCGGCCCUCUGCCUCCGCGCCAACCCUGACUCCGAUGAAGAACCCUCACCCGUUUUCAUCGACCGAGAUCCCGAGAUAUUCUCCACCCUCCUCUCCCUCCUCCGCUCCGGUCGCCUCCCCUCCUCUGUCCUCAGCCGCUUCUCCAACCAGGACCUCCUCGAAGAGGCCCUCUACUACGGCGUCGAGGCCCGCCUCCGGUCGGCUCUGUCCCCGCCGCCACUGGUCGGUUUCGAUGCCACCCUGGUCGCCACCCUCCGCCCCGCAUCCGACGCCUUCCCCACCGCACUGUCCGCAGGAUCCGAGGACGGAUCCGUCUGGAUCGCCCAUGGCGGCCAGAUCUCCGCCUACGACUGGAGCCUCGCCCACACCGGGACCGUGCGGACGCAUCUGGACGAGAUCACGGCCCUCCAGCGCGUGUGGCCAGAGGUCGCCGCGGCCGGCUCGCUGGACUCCCCAGGUCUCCACUUCUACGACGUCUCCGGCGGUCGCCAUGUAGGAUCCGUCCACUGGUCCGACCCGGGCGAUCACCGGGUGUACAAGGCCAGGGUGACCGCGAUCGCUGCCGGGUGGUCCGGCCCCGACGACCCGGUGUACGCGGCGUUCGAGUGCCCUCACCCGGAGAACUGCAUCCUAGCGGUCGAUCCGGCGACGCUGCUACCGACGGCGGCGAUCGGGCGGCAGAGUGGGAGCGCAGCGAAGGCGGCGGCGCCGGGGCGGCUGGUGCACGUGCGAGAGCGGGGGCUGGUCUUCGCGGCGGCCGUGAGCGCGGGAGCGUUCGGGUACGCCGGCUACAUGCGGCUCUGGGACCCGCGGUCCGGGGAGGCGGUGUGGGAGACGAACGAGCCCGGAGCGGGGAGCAGCAGCCGGCGGUUCGGGGACUCGUUCGCGGACGCCGACGUGGACCGGGAGGGCUCGGCCAUCUACAAGGUUUGCUGGCGGUCGGGGGACGUGGCAGUAGCGGACAUGCGGCGGCUGGGGGAGGACCCUUGGGUGUACCUGGAGGAGCGGAGCGCCGCCGCCGGGAUGAGGAGCGCCGGGGAAGGGGCCAACAGCGUGCUCCGCUGCUACAAGAACCAGGUGUUCGUGGGCAGGGAAGCGGGACUGGAGGUGUGGUCGCAGAUAAUGGAUAAAGAAGGAGGACGACGACGGAGCGAUCGGGAGACGGAGGCAGCUGUUUGCGAGAAUGCGUUCCGUAGGAUCUUUGUGGACAAGGAGGAAGACGCGAGGCGAGGGCUCAUCAAAGCGAUGGAAGGAGGUGGGGAUCGUCUUUUCCUGAGCAGGGAAGGGGUGGAAGGUGUCGAGGUGUGGGAGAGCUCAGAUCUUUCCAGGGCCAUCUCUCUCGUGUAGCACCUGUUUGUCGAAAUGCUUAGCUUAUGCUCCUGAGGCAGGACCAUUUUUAUCUUUUAGCCACAUCACUGUCUAUGGAAUUUUCCUCCUCGAAUUCUUUUCCUUAUCAAAGGAUUUAUCCAUGAUCAUCAUACCAUAAGUCGCCAAAUGCUGCAAGAUUGUGGCAUCAGCAUUGACGCA
Molecule: messenger RNA, 2568 nt
Organism: Musa acuminata subsp. malaccensis (wild Malaysian banana)
Lineage: Eukaryota; Viridiplantae; Streptophyta; Magnoliopsida; Zingiberales; Musaceae
Product: protein ENDOPLASMIC RETICULUM-ARRESTED PEN3
Biological process (GO): protein homooligomerization
Source: RefSeq, a predicted model, not a curated record